Messenger RNA from Danio aesculapii, 2553 nucleotides. It is a transcript of the gene mrpl51, whose product is annotated as mitochondrial ribosomal protein L51. Gene Ontology annotation, cellular component: mitochondrial large ribosomal subunit. Bases 169 to 543 code for a protein of 124 amino acids. The record is from RefSeq and is a predicted model, not a curated record. The transcript has 4 exons. Lineage: Eukaryota; Metazoa; Chordata; Actinopteri; Cypriniformes; Danionidae. Gene Ontology annotation, biological process: translation. Gene Ontology annotation, molecular function: structural constituent of ribosome.
UAUUGUGAAAAGCGUGUAAUGGCGGCCUGUCUCCUGCAGUAGUGUGUACACAUGAGAAACACAGCCGUUUCGCUGCAUAUAUCUGCAGGAUUUCAGGAGUUUUAAAUUAUUCAUCAUCCAGCCGUCGACUGAAGUCUUUCCCCAGGAAUAUUAUUCACAAUAAUAAGCAUGUCUGUGUUUGGAGGAUUGUGGAGGAACGCUGUAAACUUCUGUCAGUCGUCGAGACUCUUCAGCACAGGCUCCUGUGCUCGAAUACGAAUGCAUGCCAUUCCCAAACUCAAAGAAGUGGACCGCUGGACGGAGAAGAGAAGCAUGUUUGGAGUUUACGACAACAUCGGCAUUCUGGGUGACUUUAAGGCUCACCCUAAAGACAUGAUCCGGGGUCCGGUCUGGGUGCGCGGCUUCAGAGGAAACGAGCUUCAGCGGCUGUUGAGGAAGAGGAAUAUGGUUGGAGACCGCAUGAUGACGGAGGACAGACACAACCUGCAGAAGAGGAUCAGUCACCUGUACCGCCGCUUCAACAGACACGGCAAACACAGAUAAAGAGAGAUAUAUACACACUCAUACAUGUUGAUGUGAAGCAGCACCGUCUGGAGGAAUGGCUUACAAAACACUGAGCUCAAGUUCUGUACGCUGAAUCGUGUUCAAAACAUUCACCACCAUACCUGUACUGAUACACACUCAUUCAUAAAUGUUCAUUAAACUGUAGGAAUUGGAGUAUAUUACAAGAGUUCUGUAUAUUAAAUUAUUUAUUAAAAUAAUCAAAUUAUUAGUCAUAAAAUACACCAAAAACACACUAUCUAUUUGUGUUUGUGGUGUAUUUUAUAACCAAUAUCGAACACACACUCAUGUUGUUUAUCUGGGGUCCGUUCUUCGUACGUGGAUUACUCAGUUAGCUGGAUUUGGUUAUUGACGAUUUGACACUAUACAGGAUCGUUUCGUUCUUCAAAACUCAUCUGAGACUUGUUGUCAUAGCAACAGUUCUGGUAGCUCAAACCUGCUCUGAAGCAGGCUUAUUUCAUAUAAACAGGAUUAGAUCGGGUCAUUUCGAGCAAAGAUAAUACUGAAAGUAUGUACUGAAUUCUGAUAUUUUCUUACAGUAGUAGUUAUAUACACUUGGAAAAAUAGUAAAUAUAUUUUUUAACUAUAUAUAAAAAGUAAAAAAAAUAUAUGUUAAUAAAACUUCUGCAAUCUCCACUACGAAAUAAAAGUACUAAGACUGCCACCUGCUGGUUCAAAGAGAAAAUUUACUGAUAUAAACUCAUAUGCACAAUAUUUAUGCAGUCAUGCACACGUUUUGACCGCUAACAUGACGGUAAUUUGAUGCUUUUCAAAAGUUGCAGACACCUUUACUAAUAUCAAAAAGCUUUUUUGAUGAAAAAUUAAUUCAUAGUUAUUCCUAACGCCAAUUAAAAAAGCUUGAGUGGGCCUAGGCUACUAUAAAGAAAAUCUUCUUUAAAUGUAGAACUACAUUGAUAUGCAUUGAAAUACAUGAGGAAUACUCUCGACACACGAAAGUGUAAAGCCUGCACACUCAAAACAAAUGUAGAAAGUUAUCGCGUGUCAUAUUUAGCAAACCGUUUACUGCGAAUUUGAUGUAAUUGCGCUCACAUGGAUAAUUGAAUAUUAAUCAGAUGAUGUCAUUAUGCUGCUGUUCCGUCAGCCAAUCGUUGCAUUGCUGAUCAUGAUAGAGCACAGGUGUCAAACUCAGUUCCUAAAGGGCCACAGCUCUGCACAGUUUAGCUCCAACCCUAAUCAUACACACCUGAUCAAACUAAUUGAGUCCUUCAGGCUUGUUUGAAACCUACAGGUAACUAUGAAUGUUAAGUGUGUUGAAGCAGGGUUGGAACUAAACUGUGCAGGGCUGCGGCCCUCCAGGAACUGAGUUGGACAUCCCUGUGAUAGAGGAUCGAUAGAUCUGACCUUCACAACACACGCAGCGAUCUCAGAUCAGUUCAUUCAGACAUUUUAAUCUGAUUUGCGAACUUGUUUGAAGAACCAAAUUAGCCCAAGAUCAGUUAUUAAGAUUAACAGAUCCAGGAUCUGCCAAAUUAAUCAUUUAAGUGAUGUACGAAGAACGGACCCCUGUUCACUAAACAGCACUGUCUGGAGGCCUGCAUUGAGCUUGAGUUCGGUACACUGAAUUAAAAAUGCUUAUCAAAAUAGUCAGAUCAAAAUAAUAGUCAUCGACUGCCUCAAAGGCUGUUUCUGACACAAUUGCAAAAAUUAUCUAGCCUCAUCCUUUUAUUUCCUAAUUCUGACACACACAAAAAUUGCAAGGUAUGAACAGCAUAAUUGAGGAGGAAGUCCUGAUACAGGAUGUGAACAGAUUCAGAAAUGUAAGGACUUUUCUUUUUUAAUCCUGUGUUGUACAAAACAAAAAGUCCCGCAGUGACUGACUUCAUGUUGGAGGUGUUGUUUCUGCUGUUCUGGGAUCAGUGAGAGAGUGAGUUUGGACUGGGGAAUCCACUGAACUGAGCUUCCGUCAUCACCGGCUGCUCCGACUCCAUCUGUGUGGAGCAAGCACACAUUAAAACCGAGGUGUUUCCAAAA